AUGGCAGAGAAAGAGACCAAGAAUAUUCUGGAGUGUCUUCAUUAUACUGAAGAGGUGUUGGAAAAGGCAGUUAAGAACAACAAAGUUAAUGUUAGCAAGCUUUAUGUUCAGCUGCUUAACAAGGAAAGGGUCCCUUUUGCUCACGUGGUUUGGUGCAAUCUGACUUUGCCCAAGCACAGAUUUAUCAUUUGGCAAGCUACUUUGGGUCACUUACUGACCAGAGACAAUCUGGUGCGGUGUCAUAUGCAAUUGAAUUCUGUUAUGUGCCCGACUUGUGAUAUGCAGCAGGAAAGCCAUGGCCAUCUGUUCUUUCAAUGCCAGUUUUCUCAGCUGGUGAGAAGUCGAAUUGCUGAAUGGCUGGGGAAUGCUAUUUGGCCGGUUCAGUUUAAAGAUUGGACUACUUGGAUGAUGGGGAAGCCUAAGGGUCUGAAGCAAAAGCUGGUGGCAGCUGUUUUAGCUGCUUCAGUUUAUCUGAUUUGGUGGAAUAGGAAUAAUUCUCUGUUUAAUUUAUGUUCUAUGACUGUGGAUAAAGUUUUUUAUUUGUUAAAAGUUUACUGGAAAGCUAGAGUUGCUAAUUUGUCUAGAACUAAGUUGGAGAGCAAAGAUUUAGCUUUCCUUGAGAAAUUAAGUCUCAUGUAA
Messenger RNA from Humulus lupulus (European hop), 639 nucleotides. RefSeq lists its product as uncharacterized. The transcript has 2 exons. NCBI's taxonomy places the organism in Eukaryota, Viridiplantae, Streptophyta, Magnoliopsida, Rosales, Cannabaceae. The record is from RefSeq and is a predicted model, not a curated record. Bases 1 to 639 code for a protein of 212 amino acids.